Molecule: messenger RNA, 6181 nt
Organism: Balaenoptera musculus (blue whale)
Lineage: Eukaryota; Metazoa; Chordata; Mammalia; Artiodactyla; Balaenopteridae
Gene: PLOD1
Product: procollagen-lysine,2-oxoglutarate 5-dioxygenase 1
Exons: 19
Coding region: 183-2366 (727 amino acids)
Biological process (GO): peptidyl-lysine hydroxylation
Cellular component (GO): endoplasmic reticulum
Molecular function (GO): procollagen-lysine 5-dioxygenase activity; iron ion binding; L-ascorbic acid binding
Source: RefSeq, a predicted model, not a curated record
CGGACUCGGAGAGGCCGCGGGUUCGGGCGAGUCUGCAGGAAACCCUUCCCCCCGGCAGCGCGGCGCGACACCGCCCCCGGGGCGGGCCCAGUGCGUGGCAGCGGGAUCGCCGGCCCCGUCGGGAAGUUUCCAGCCUGCGAGCGAGCGCCGCUGGACACGCCGGACGUUCCCAGACCCGGACCAUGCGGCUCCAGCUGCUCCUGGCCCCGCUGGGCUGGCUGCUCCUGGUCGAAACGAAGGGUGAUGCCAAGCCGGAGGACAACCUUUUGGUCCUCACAGUGGCCACAAAGGAGACCGAGGGGUUCCGACGCUUCAAGCGCUCAGCCCAGUUCUUCAGCUACAAGAUCCAGGCGCUGGGGCUGGGGGAGGACUGGCACGGGGAGAAGGAGAUGUCGGCAGGUGGAGGGCUGAAGGUUCGACUACUGAAGAAAGCCCUGGAGAAGCACGCAGACAAGGAGGACCUGGUCAUUCUCUUCACAGACAGCUACGACGUGCUGUUUGCCUCGGGGCCCCGAGAGCUCCUGAAGAAGUUCCGGCAGGCCAGGAGCCAGGUGGUCUUCUCUGCCGAGGAGCUCAUCUACCCAGACCGCAGGCUGGAGGCCAAGUACCCGGUGGUAUCUGACGGCAAGAGGUUCCUGGGCUCUGGAGGCUUCAUCGGUUAUGCCCCCAACCUCAGCAAACUGGUGGCCGAGUGGGAGGGUGAAGACAGUGACAGCGACCAGCUCUUUUACACCAAGAUCUUCUUGGACCCGGAGAAGAGGGAGGGGAUCAAUAUCACCCUGGACCACCGUUGCCGUAUCUUCCAGAAUCUGGAUGGAGCCUUGGAUGAGGUGGUGCUCAAGUUUGAAAUGGGCCAAGUGAGAGCAAGGAACCUGGCUUACGACACCCUCCCAGUCCUGAUUCAUGGCAAUGGGCCUACCAAGCUGCAGCUGAACUACCUGGGCAACUACAUCCCACGCUUCUGGACCUUUGAGACGGGAUGUGCUGUGUGUGAUGAGGGCCUGCGCAGCCUCGAGGGCAUCGGGGAUGAAGCUCUGCCCACGGUCCUGGUUGGCGUAUUCAUCGAACAGCCCACGCCGUUCCUGUCCCUGUUCUUCCAGCGGCUCCUGCGCCUCCACUACCCCCGGAAACGGCUGCGGCUUUUCAUUCACAGCCAUGAGAAGCAACAUAAGACUCAGGUGGAGCAGUUCCUGGCAGAGCAUGGCAGCGAGUACCAGUCUGUGAAACUGCUGGGCCCCGAGGUGCGGGUGGCGAACGCGGACGCCAGGAACAUGGGCGUGGACUUGUGCCGGCAGGACCGUGGCUGCACCUACUACUUCAGCGUGGAUGCCGAUGUGGCCCUGACCGAGCCCAAAACCCUGCAGCUGCUAAUCGAGCAGAACAAGAAUGUCAUCGCCCCGUUGAUGACCCGCCACGGGAGGCUGUGGUCGAACUUCUGGGGGACACUGAGUGCAGACGGCUACUACGCCCGCUCCGAGGACUACGUGGACAUUGUGCAGGGGCGGCGUGUCGGCGUCUGGAACGUGCCCUACAUCUCAAACAUCUACCUGAUCAAGGGCAGUGCCCUGCGGGCUGAGCUGCAGGAGAUGGACCUAUUCCACCACAGCAAGCUGGACCCGGACAUGGCCUUCUGUGCCAACAUCCGGCAGCAGGAUGUGUUCCUGUUCCUGACCAACCGGCACGCCUUCGGCCACCUGCUGUCCCUGGACAGCUACCAAACCACCCACCUCCAUAACGACCUCUGGGAGGUGUUCAGCAACCCCGAGGACUGGAAGGAGAAGUACAUCCACGAGAACUACACCAAGGCCCUGGCGGGGAAGAUGGUGGAGAUGCCUUGCCCAGACGUCUACUGGUUCCCCAUCUUCACGGAGACGGCCUGUGAUGAGCUGGUGGAGGAGAUGGAGCACUACGGCCGGUGGUCUCUGGGAGAUAACAGGGACAACCGCAUCCAGGGUGGCUAUGAAAACGUGCCGACCAUAGACAUCCACAUGAACCAGAUCAACUUUGAGCGGGAGUGGCACAAGUUCCUGGUGGAGUACAUCGCCCCCAUGACGGAGAAACUCUACCCGGGCUACUACACCAGGGCCCAGUUCGACCUGGCCUUUGUUGUCCGCUAUAAGCCUGACGAGCAACCCUCGCUGAUGCCACACCAUGACGCCUCCACCUUCACCAUUAACAUUGCCCUGAACCGGGUUGGGGUGGAUUACGAGGGCGGGGGCUGUCGGUUCCUGCGCUACAACUGCUCCGUCCGAGCCCCACGGAAGGGCUGGACUCUCAUGCACCCCGGGCGACUCACGCACUACCACGAGGGGCUCCCCACCACCAAAGGCACCCGCUACAUCGCAGUCUCCUUCGUCGAUCCCUAAUUGGCCCGGCCCGGCCACCACAGACCUUUUCCUCUUUGUCAACAACCACUGCCCAGCAGCCUCUGGGACCUCGGGGUCCCAGGGAACCAGAUCCAGCCUCCAGGCUCUUGACCUCUCAUUGCUCUUGGAGCCGCCAUCAGAGAGACUGGGCCACAGGCUAGAGGCAGAGCACACCUCCUUGGCUGGGACUUUCCUGGUGCUCCGGACACAGCCCCGGGGGAAACUGUUCACUUUCACUGCUUUGUAGCAACUCGUCCUUUCCCAUUCCUCUUCCUGAAAAACCUCUUCCGGCAACACUUGAGCAGAAGAGGGGCUGACCCAGCUGCCCAGAGAGACUCUCGGGGUGAGAAGCCACGCCCCAGAGCUUCUCCCCAGCAGAGCUGCAGCCCCGGGGAAUUCUGCUCCAAGCUUCAGGGUUGACACCGAGACCUGGAUCGGACUCAAGUCCCCACCCUGACCGUGGGACUGCUGAAGCCCCACCCUCCCUGGCUCCUAUCAUGAGAGCAAAACUCUGUCCCUUGGAGACGGUGACUCAGAAAACCUCCUGGGAGACAGGAAAUGCACGGAUGCCACAGCUCCAUCCUCUACUUGACCCUUGCUGGGGGCGCAGAGCAGGGAGUGCUGUGUCCACACACUGCACUGUGUCACCCUGUCUUGAAUGCCUCCAGAGAGAGGGACAGACAGUCAGAAACAGGAGAGUUUCUACUAAAGGUCAUUCAAACCACUGAGUGGGAGAUGCUGGGGUGGGCAGGUGUAUACAUUGUCAGGGCGGGUGUCUGCAGGGAGAAGCUUUAACAGCUCACGAUUGGCAAGGAAGGCCGGCCGUGGGUGACUUGGCAGACUGGGUCAGGCAGAUUGGGUGACUUGUGUUUCCCACACCCAGUCACAUGUGAUCUCCAUGUCAUUUGUAUAUUCCAUAAACCCUCCGUAUAAGCCAGGCACUGCUACCUGGGGCAUACUGUGUCAUCUCUUAAGAUCUGAAUCUGGUGUCACCCUCCUCUGAAGCCUUCGCUGACCACCCUUCUUGCAAACAUGAAUGUCAGGGAACAGUGAACUUCUGCCCCACCAUACCCUGGGCAGAUCUGUAGCACCAAUAACACUUCAGGGCAUUUAUUAAUAAUAAGCAGUAACCUCUAUCCGUCCCUGCUCUGGGCUGGGCAUCGUGCAUGUCAGGCCGGCUCAGCACGCAGUCCUCUGGGGUAGGGGCUAGCAUCACCUUUUUAUAGAUGAGGAAAUGUAGGCUUGGAGAGGCCAAGUGAUUGGCCUAAAGUCACACAAGUGGUAAGGACAGGGAUUUGAAUAUGAUUUCAGCAGAAAUCUGGUCCCUGCCUGCCCCCCCCCACCCCCGCACCACCAGGCAUCCUGUAAUCAGUGGUGAGGACAAAAAACCAAAUGCAGUUCACUGUGGACCCGGUGUGAUAAAUGCCACAGUGGUUGUAAGAACUGCUGUGGGGAGCAGGAGGGACCAGCAGCAUGUGUAACAAUGCUUCUCACCUGAGGUGAUUUUGCCCCCAAGGGCAUUUGGCAAUGUCUGAAGGGAUUUGGGGUUGUCACACCCUGGGAAGGGGGGUGGAAUGCUGCUGGCACUAGUGAGUAGAGGCCGGGGACGCUCCUAAACAUCCUGCAAGGCAUCCCUGCCCCCCAACAAAGAAUUACCCAGCCCCAAAUAUCAGUAGUGCUGAGGCUGAGAAGCCUGCUAGCAGAUGCCAUUUAAGCUGGGCCUUGGAGGGGCAGGAGGUAUCCAAUAGGCAGAGACACUCUUUAGGUCAAGGGCUAGAGCUGGGAAGGCACAGGUGGGGUCUGAGAAGCAGGUUGGCUCGUGUGGGUGGGGUGGAGGGGGUCAGAUUGCAAAACCCAUUUUCCCCGGCUAAGGAGACUUGGACUUUAUUUAAUUGGAGUCAUUCAGGGGUUUUGCAUAUAUAUACUAAAGAUAAGUUUUUAAAAAAAUUUUUUUUAAAUUGAAGAAUAAUUGAUUUACAAUGUUUCAGGUAUACAGCAAAGUGAUUCAGUUAUGUGUAUAUUCUUUUCCAUUAUAGGUUACUACAAGAUAUUGAAUAUAGUUCCCUGUGCUAUACAUUAGGUCUUUGUUGCUUAUCUAUUUUAUUUACAGUAGUUGUGUAUGUGUCAAUCCCAAAUCCCUAAUUUAUCCCUUCCCUCUAAAGAUAAGUUUCUGUGUUUAAAAAACCCAUGGUGAAUUCAAACAGUGCAAAUCUUAAUCUCUUUCCCAUCUCUCACCCCCGGCUUCCCAGUUCUCCUCAGAAGUGACCAUGCCUUAUCUGUUUCUUGGGUGUCCUUUCUGAGAGGGUCUGUGCUAUACGUGUGUGUGUGUGUGUGUGUGUGUGUGUGUGUCUUAGGGUUGUUUUUCAUUGUUAACCUUUUUCUGAUUACAAAUGCAAUUCAUGUCCACCAUGGAAAAGUUCAUCAAAAUAGAAAUAGGUAAUGUGGAAAAGAUGUCCUGCAAAUGCACCCCACCCCUGCCCUGCAGCCCCACAAUCACACCACCAGCCAAGCUAGGGGAGCCUUGUCACUGGAGGCCUCACAGCUUGAGGCAAUGCUUCAGAGAGAAAGCAGGGUGCUGGGUGGACGGUCAUACUAGAGGCUGGGGAUGGAUUCCAAGGCUCCUGCAGCAGCCCAGGCAAGUGACCAGCGCCUAGGCCAGAGCUCGCAGGAGGGAAUGGACAGGACAGAUGUUUAAGGGGGAGAUCCUCCAGGCCUCCUCCUGACUUGGGCAAGAUUCUGCCAAGGAAGGGAAAUGGAAUUCACUUCGUGCCCUUGGAGUAUUGACAGUCCCCUUAGGGAGGCCAGGGAGCUUGGGGGAGGAAAACAGCUGCUCUACAAGGCGGCAAGUACAGGCCCCCAUGUGUGCCACAUCCAGAGGCCUGGCCACACCCUGAGGCAGGGUCUGAGUGUGGCCUCACAAAGUCUGGGGUCUGACUCUUAGGAUGGGAGGCUUCUAGCUCACUUAGCACAGAAAGAGCGGGACAGCUACCUCUGACCAACCUCACUGGGAACUGAUAAGCUGGUUGGUCCAGAGGCUAACGAUUUGCCUCUUGAGGUGUCCAUAGGCAAGAUUCUACCAUGGUUAUAAAGCAGUGCAGUCCAGUAGGAAUAAAGUUGGCCUUCCUUAUCCAAAUAUGUAUUUGCAUGUGGUGGGGCUGUUCUACACCAUUUUAUGUAAGGGACCUGAGCACUGGAGGAUUUUGGUGUCCCGGGAGGGUCCUGGAACCAAUCCCCUGUGGAUACCGAGGUACAACUGUAUAAUGUGAACCACAAAUCCGAGUGUAGAGGAAAAACUCUAUUGUUUUUCCUUAUACUCCACACAAUACUCCACUUAAUGACACUUCUGGUCACCAAAUGUGUCUGGGUUUUUCCCACACCAAGCAGUCCUCCAAUUCUGAGUGAAAACAGAAAGGCUGUCUUGGGGAUAGCAUCAGAUCCCAUAGGUUAAGGGCUCAGUCCCAGAAGACCGUCCCCACUUCAAAUGCCAAUUGCAAGUCCAGGUUGUCACCUGUGCUUCUGAUGAAUCGUUUAUAAAUUGGAGGGUCCCAUGAGCCCCUCCUGAAGUUUGAUUAAUUUACUAGAGGGGCUCACAGAACUCAGGAAACAGUUACUUACUAGAUUACCAGUUUAUUAUAAAGGGAUACCACUUAGGAACAGCUAGAUGGAAGAGAUGCAUAGGACAAGGCAUGUGGGAAGGAGUGAGGAGUUUCCAUGCUUUUUCUUUUCUUUUUUUAUAAACUUAUUUAUUUAUUUAUUUUUGGCUGCAUUGGGUCUUUGUUGCUGUGCACCGCUUUCUCUAGUUGCGGUGAGCAGGG